AUGAGAAAAACCAACAUGUGGUUCCUGGAGCGGCUGCGGGGGUCCGGGGAGAACGGCGCCGCCCGGGGCGCGGGGGGCGAGGCCGCCGACAAGGCCGCCAAGGGGCCCCUGCACAGCAACGUGCUCACGCCGGACAAAAUCCCCGACUUCUUCAUUCCUCCCAAGCUGCCCGCGGGCGCCGCCGAGGCCGAGGGCCCGGCCGAGCCCGGCGCCGCCGAGCAGAGCCCGGCCUCGCCCGCGCCGCGCCGCGCGCCCCGCAGCCCCCGGCUGCCCGCCCAGCUGGCAGCCGAGAGCCGCAGCCUGCUGAAGGCCGCCACCCGGCACGUGAUCCAGAUCGAGAGCGCCGAGGACGCGCCAGCCCCCGAGGCGGCCGGCACGGAGGCCCAGGGCGCCAUGUCCCUGCCCUCGGUGCCCAAGGCCCAGACGUCCUACGGCUUCGCCACGCUGGCCGAGAGCCCCCACACGCGCCGCAAGGAGUCCCUGUUCCACAGCGAGCACGGCGCGCUGGCGCAGGUGGGCUCCCCGGGCGCGGGGCGCCGCCGGGCGGGCGCCAAGGCCAACGGGGAAGACGGGGGCCCCCUCCGGAGCCCCGGCCGCUGCUUCAGCGGUGGGGAGAGCGACACGGGGUCCUCGGCCGAGUCCUCCCCGUUCGGCUCCCCGCUGCUGUCGCGCUCCGUGUCGCUGCUCAAGGGCUUCGCGCAGGACGGCCAGGCCAAGGUGAGCCGGCUCAGGCACUCGGCGGGCCGCCACGGCUCCCUGUCGGCCGACGACAGCACGCCGGACACCAGCCCCGGGGCCCGGCGCCGCGCCCUCCGCCGUGCCGCCCCCGAGCCGCGCGCCGAGCCGGACCCCGCGUCCCGCGCGGAGCUGGCGGUGGGCAUGGACCCUCGGGGCAGCGUGCGGCUGCUGGCCGAGUACGCGCCGGCCCAGGCCCGGCUGCGCGUGCGGCUGCUGGCCGCCGAGGGCCUCUACGACCGGCUGUGCGACGCGCGCAGCAUCAACUGCUGCGUGGGCCUGUGCCUGGUGCCAGGCAAGCUGCAGAAGCAGCGCAGCACCAUCGUCAAGAACAGCCGCCACCCCGUCUUCAACGAAGACUUCUUCUUCGACGGCCUGGGGCCAGCCAGCGCCCGCAAGCUGGCUCUCCGCAUCAAGGUGGUCAACAAGGGCAGCCUCAAGCGGGACACGCUGCUGGGGGAGAAGGAGCUGCCCCUGACCUCCCUGCUGCCCUGCCUGUGAGCAUCCCCACCGGGGCCCCAGGGGCAGGGGUGGGGGCAGCUGGGCUCUCACCCAGGCCUGGCUGGUGCUGGGCCCAGGGCUGCCCCCGGCGACGGCAGGGUGGUUCUCAUGAAUUCCAGUUUUCAGAGGAGGAGGGGGCUGGUCUGCAAGCCAAGUGUCCUCCUUUGCCCCGGGUUUCACGGCCCUCGACCCCACCGCUGCCCUCCCGCACGAAGUUCCAGAAGGGGGGUUGCAGGGGCCAGGCACCCUCUCCCCGGAGCCCUGCUGCCAUCCCAGGCCCGGGCUGACCCUUUGGGCUCUGGGCACGGCCUCUGCCAACCUGGCCCUCUGGGCAGUGCCCCGGCCCCAGGCUCCAGAGGGUGAGAGCCGGUCAGAGGACGGGUACCUGACACAGGUUCCCAACAAAGGAAAGGCAGAGCCUGGACGGAAGAUGACAGAGAGCCUGACGUCACCCGCGGGGACCGGGGCAGCUGCCACCCCCUGCACACCUUCUCCGCCGGCCGCCCUUCCUUCGGGAGCCGGAACGGCAGGGCCCCAGUGCCCAGGCUUGCUCAGCGGGUCCCAGAGAGCAGCUGCCUGCCCAUGGACCCCCACCCGUUCCUCCUGUCCCUCUGCGGCUGGGGGCUGCCACCUCAGGGCCUGCGGCAGCUACCGACCCCCAGGGACUGGUCACGGAUUUUGUUGCACGCAUGUAA
Molecule: messenger RNA, 1931 nt
Organism: Choloepus didactylus (southern two-toed sloth)
Lineage: Eukaryota; Metazoa; Chordata; Mammalia; Pilosa; Megalonychidae
Gene: C2CD4C
Product: C2 calcium dependent domain containing 4C
Exons: 1
Coding region: 1-1236 (411 amino acids)
Source: RefSeq, a predicted model, not a curated record